UUUGUUUAUUGUAGAUCUUUUGAAAACUGAUCAUGAAGUGGCUAGGUUUGUUUUGUCUGCUGGUCGUUGUCAAUGCUGGGACAUCGGAUUCAGAUGAUAUGAAAUGGCAUUUUAUAACAACCAACAACAACGGGGACAGGCUUCGAGCAUCUGUAGGACUCAACCGACGAAAUAUGAUACUCAUACCAGAUCCUGUGACUCGUCCAGAAAGGUGCGUCAAGCGAACCGUCAACCAGCAUGACUUUGAAAACCGCUUGGUUGCCAUGAAGGACCCUGUAAAACGCGAAUGUUGGGUGAAGCCGCUCGGAAAGAGAGAGACGUACGAAGAUGCGAAGUGGAUCAUUGACAGUGGGAAUGACAUGAUCCAGCAUUCGGAAGACUGGAUAGUGUCUAAAAGAGCGUUGGACAAGGACCACGUGGAAAGAGAGGUUGGAAGUCUGUUGGCUGACUUCUGUUCUGAUUCAGACGUCUUCAUGCUGAAAAGAGCUAACGCUGUUUUGGACAAACAGAAGGUCAAAGAUCUGUGUGUUGGUUUAUGUGGGAGAUGCAAAGUUCUCCCGAUGAAAGAGCUAUAAGUGAGGUUGUGGAGUAGCAGCCACGCUGUUCCUGGUUUCAAUAACACUAUAGCAGAAUAACCCAAGUUUUGUUUUAAUUAAUAUUAUUUUAAACAGCAAUACAUUCGUUAUGACACGAG
Gigantopelta aegis is the source of this 694-nucleotide messenger RNA. RefSeq lists its product as uncharacterized. NCBI's taxonomy places the organism in Eukaryota, Metazoa, Mollusca, Gastropoda, Neomphalida, Peltospiridae. The transcript is spliced from 6 exons. The coding region runs from base 33 to 575 and encodes 180 amino acids. The record is from RefSeq and is a predicted model, not a curated record.